UUGAAGAGUCACCACAGUCAACAGUUCCACAAAAUGCCAAACAUUGCCGAUGGUUUACUGAGUCCCCUAGUUGCCGGUCCGGCACUAAUCGGUCUAGCGAUUUACCUUAUCAGAGACUAUAUGCAAGGUGGACAGUUCAAAAAGAAAACCGAUGAGACGGGCAAGAUUGUGAUUGUAACCGGCUCGAAUACGGGCAUUGGCAAGGAGACUGUCCUGGAGCUGGCACGACGAGGAGCUACUGUGUACAUGGCCUGUCGCGAUGAGGCCAGAGCGGAAAAGGCACGACAAGAAAUUAUUAAGGAGACGAAGAAUGAAAAUGUUUUCUAUCGCGAGCUCGACUUGGCUUCGCUUGACUCGAUUCGCAAAUUUGCCGAGAACUUCAAAAAAGAGCAGAGUAAACUGCACAUUUUGAUUAACAAUGCGGGUAUCUUUCGGGGACCACGUCGCCUCACCAAGGAUGGCUUCGAGAUGCAGAUAGGCGUCAAUCACAUGGGCCACUUUUUGCUCACCAGUCUGUUGCUUGACCUGCUGAAGAAAGCUGCUCCCAGUCGUAUUGUCAAUGUGUCCAGCUUGGCGCACACAAUGCACAAGCUGAACGUGGAUGACUUGAACUGCGAAAAAUCUUACGAUGAGACGCAUGCUUAUUGUCAAAGCAAGUUGGCUAAUGUAAUGUUUACACGGGAGUUGGCAAAACGUUUAGAAGGCACCGGCGUAACCGUGACUGCACUGCAUCCUGGUCUGGUGGACACGGAAAUCUUCCGCAAUUCCGCUAUUCUGCAAUCCGCCAUUGUGCAGUUCGUCUUUAAGCCACUUUUGUGGCCUUUCAUAAAGACGCCUAAGAGUGGUGCGCAGACUACAUUGUACGCAGCCUUAGAUCCUUCCUUAGAGGGCAUUACUGGCGAGUAUUUCAGCGAUUGCAGGCCAAAGCCGGUGGCCGAUGUGGCUACCGAUGAGAAGGCCUCCCGAUUUUUGUGGCAGCAGAGCGAGAAGUGGACAGGAGCACCAAAGAUACCACAACAUUAG
Drosophila albomicans is the source of this 1023-nucleotide messenger RNA. Its product is annotated as retinol dehydrogenase 12-like. The coding region runs from base 34 to 1023 and encodes 329 amino acids. Lineage: Eukaryota; Metazoa; Arthropoda; Insecta; Diptera; Drosophilidae. The record is from RefSeq and is a predicted model, not a curated record. The transcript has 5 exons.